AGAUGCUGGCUAUUGCUGUGUAGGCAGCACCUCGACAGAGCUACCUGGGCAGAAGCAAGUGAUUCUGCACCUUUAGAGCCAAGAAGCUUCUUCCCAUCAUCGCAGAGGAAAGGAGAAGACAAAGGAACUGGGGCAAAAACCAUGAAUUUUUCAAGUACAGAGUCCUUUGAAGUUGACACCUCAACCUCAUAUGAGUUCUAUGAUAAUUAUGACGAUGCUCCAAGACCCUGCAAUAAGGAGUCCGUCAGGAGGUUUGCAGCCUCCUUCCUACCUGUUCUGUAUACUCUGGUAUUCCUGGUCGGGCUCAUGGGAAACAUCCUGGUCAUUGUGGUCCUCUUCAAAUACAAGAGGUUGAAGAGCAUGACUGAUGUGUACCUGCUGAACCUCGCCAUCUCAGACUUGCUCUUUGUUGUAUCCUUGCCCUUCUGGUCUUAUUUCAUGAUAGACCAAUGGGUUUUCGGGACUUUUUGGUGUAAAAUUAUCUCAUGGAUCUACCUGGUUGGGUUUUACAGUGGGAUAUUCUUUAUUAUGCUCAUGAGCAUAGACAGAUACCUGGCUAUUGUUCGUGCAGUGUUCUCCUUGAAAGCAAGGACUGCCUUCCACGGCUCAGUUACCAGCUUUGUCGUAUGGCUUGUAGCCCUUUUGGCCUCAGUUCCAGAGCUUGUAUUCGCAGAAUCUUUCACUGAAAGGGAUUAUAUUACCUGCACAGCAAACUAUCCAGGCAAUUUCACCACAUGGAAGCUGUUUUCCACUCUGGAAAUCAACAUCUUAGGGCUCCUCAUCCCCCUUACAGUUAUGACGUUCUGCUACGCCAUGAUCAUUAAGACAUUAGGUCACUGUAGAAACGAGAAGAAGAAUAAGGCCGUGAGGAUGAUCUUUGCUGUCAUGAUUGUGUUCUUCCUCUUUUGGACCCCUUACAACAUUGUUGUGUUUUUACAACUGCUGGAAAACAUGGGAGUCCUUAGAGGAUGCCAAGUGAGCAGGAAUCUGGACUAUGCUUUCCAGGUAACAGAAAUCCUUGGCCUUUCUCACUGUUGCCUCAACCCAGUCAUCUACUUCUUCAUGGGGGAGAAGUUCAAGAAGUAUGUGAAGAUGCUGUUUAAGAACUGGUGGUUACCUGGAGACAUGUGCAAGUGGUGUAGAGUUCACAUCACCUACCACUCUGAAUCUACCAGCUCUUUCCACACACAGUCUACAGGGGAUCAAGACCCUCUGUAG
This is a messenger RNA of Melopsittacus undulatus (budgerigar), 1218 nucleotides long. RefSeq names its product C-C motif chemokine receptor 9 (gene CCR9). The transcript has 3 exons. Gene Ontology annotation, molecular function: C-C chemokine binding; C-C chemokine receptor activity. Lineage: Eukaryota; Metazoa; Chordata; Aves; Psittaciformes; Psittaculidae. The record is from RefSeq and is a predicted model, not a curated record. The coding region runs from base 142 to 1218 and encodes 358 amino acids. Gene Ontology annotation, cellular component: membrane; external side of plasma membrane. Gene Ontology annotation, biological process: cell chemotaxis; calcium-mediated signaling; positive regulation of cytosolic calcium ion concentration.